AUGCCUUUCACUUAUUCCAUGAUCGCUCGCCCAUACCAAUAUCCUCAAUAUGAUCCUAUGGAUUUCGAUCUCGCAGAUCACCAGCAACUCUCAACGUAUCAACGUGAUCAAGAGGAAGAGCGAAAGAACCAGCUACGCGCCGCCAACCAAGAACUCGCAAAACAACGACGUGCCCGUAUCAGGGAAGAACUCCGACAAUACCGACUCCGGAAACUCCGAUUCGCGAAUGCAUGGAAUAGACGACGACACUAUGAAAAAGUACGGGUUCGACAACAGGAAGACUUGGACAAGUUAGCCAAGAAGGUUAAGAUCCUCGUUGCUAAACAACGCGCUGAAGAACCAGAGCGUCGGGAAAGAGAGAUGAUCAUGCGUCGUGUUGAAGAAGCGAGACAGUUUAUUUGGGAAAACAAUUUAACGCAUUGUAUGUGUGAGAAGGAUCGCAGAGAGCGAGCUCGUAUUCAUGCUAAAGAAGAAGAGAAGGCGAAGUGGCAGUAG
Sclerotinia borealis F-4128 is the source of this 495-nucleotide messenger RNA. The record is from the annotation of a GenBank genome assembly. Lineage: Eukaryota; Fungi; Ascomycota; Leotiomycetes; Helotiales; Sclerotiniaceae.